Loxodonta africana (African savanna elephant) is the source of this 1584-nucleotide messenger RNA. RefSeq names its product aquaporin 8 (gene AQP8). Lineage: Eukaryota; Metazoa; Chordata; Mammalia; Proboscidea; Elephantidae. Gene Ontology annotation, molecular function: water channel activity. Bases 254 to 1021 code for a protein of 255 amino acids. The transcript is spliced from 5 exons. Gene Ontology annotation, cellular component: plasma membrane. The record is from RefSeq and is a predicted model, not a curated record. Gene Ontology annotation, biological process: transmembrane transport; water transport.
CCUGUCCGGGAGGUAAGGGUGGCCAGCACAGCAGGUGCAUACUUCCCAGCAGCUCAAGCAGGAGCUGGGUGCUGUCCCAGCUCAACCCUGAUGUCUGGAGAGGUGAGCCCACCCCCGGCAUCUUUCUCUCCCACCAGGCAGCCCAAGGGGUUGCUGAAAAUUCAUUCCAGGUUGAAGGGUCGGCUCCUCCUGUCUGGUCUCUCCUCCCACUUGGGCCCACUCUCUCUUUCUCCCUCUACAGGUAGCUGAGGCCAUGUGUGACCUAGAAUUUGGCGGUGGCAAGGUGAAGGAGCACAGCACCAGUGACAGGUGGCAUGUGCCUUGGUAUGAUCGGUUUGUGCAGCCCUGUCUGGUUGAGCUGCUGGGCUCAGCCCUCUUCAUCUUCAUUGGGUGCCUGUCGGUUAUCCAGAACCAGAGCGACACUGGGUCGCUGCAGCCGGCCGUGGCCCAAGGGCUGGCCUUGAGCCUUCUUGUUGCCAUAUUGGGGAACAUCAGCGGCGGACACUUUAACCCUGCGGUGUCCCUGGUGGCUAUGCUGAUUGGAGGACUCAACCUGAUAAUGCUCUUUCCCUACUGGAUCUGCCAGCUGUGUGGUGGACUGAUCGGGGCCGCCUUGGCCAAGGCGGUGAGUUCCGAGGACAGGUACUGGAACGCAUCGGGAGCGGCCUUCGUGACAGUCCAGGAGCCAGGGCAGGUGUUGGGAGCAGUGGUAGCCGAGGUCGUCCUGACAAUACUGCUGGCUCUGGUCGUAUGCAUUGGCGUCAUCAACGAGAGGACACAUGAUGCUCUGGCCCCCUUCUUUGUUGGCUUCUCCGUCAUUGUGGCUGUCCUGGCUGGGGGUGCUGUGUCUGGAGCCUGCAUGAACCCUGCUCGUGCCUUUGGACCUGCUGUGAUGACCAACCACUGGGACUUCCACUGGAUCUACUGGCUGGGCCCACUCCUGGGCAGCCUGUUCGUAGGAGUACUCGUCAGACUCUUCAGUGGUAAUGGGAAAAACAGCCCUAUCCAAAAGGGCAGGUGAAGCUGAGAUGGUGGAGUUCCUGCUGCCCCAGGUGCCCUCAGGUGACCAGUCCUGGACUGUAGACAGGGCAGCUUCUGCAUUACCUGCUAAGGCAGAGCCUAGAGGAGCAACUAACCUGCCUCUCCUGACUGGACCUGACUGCUUGAAUAGACGGACUGCUGCUAAGUCUCAAGGAUACUCUAGGUUCUUUGAAUUCCUCUGUGUUCAACAGAGACUUCGGCCUGGGGAACGUGCUGUCGGCACUGCCCAGAGGAAGGUGGAAAAUAGGUCAACAGAAGAAUUUUUCUUUACAGGGAAGGUUCCAGGAUCAGAAACACAGUUGAAAGAGGUGGCUGUUUAUGUACCUCAGCACAUUCCUCUUACCCCUUUCUUCUCUCUUGUUCUUAAUUCCUCUGUACAGAGGGCCUCCUGUGGCCUGAGCACUUCCUUGUUUCCUGAUCUGCUAACCUAGCUUUGCAAUAAAUAGUCCAGAAUUUCUCCCAUAUGCCCAUUGGCUUUCAUUUCAGAAAUGGACACUGCUGGAGAGGAAGCAAAAGUCCAGGACUGGGCCUUGGCUGUCCAGA